Molecule: messenger RNA, 808 nt
Organism: Copidosoma floridanum
Lineage: Eukaryota; Metazoa; Arthropoda; Insecta; Hymenoptera; Encyrtidae
Gene: Cisd2
Product: CDGSH iron sulfur domain 2
Biological process (GO): regulation of autophagy
Cellular component (GO): intracellular membrane-bounded organelle; mitochondrial outer membrane
Molecular function (GO): 2 iron, 2 sulfur cluster binding
Source: RefSeq, a predicted model, not a curated record
CCUAAAACAUGCAGGAUACAGGACCGGUGUAGGCUUGACGAAAUAGAGAAAUAUAAGUAAUCAGGCCCUUUUAUUGUCCUACCCUACACACCCCCUCGCAAUAUAUACAUAUAUUUGUAAACACUGUUCCAAUUCAGCAGUCAGCUCCUCUCUCAUCAGCUGUUCACUUCUUCACUUGAGCAGUUCAGUCGGUAGUAAACAUGGAGCCUGUCGCACACCUUAUCAAAGUUUCCGUGCCAAAUUAUUUGUCUGACCUACCGAUUCCCGACUCGAUUGGAGGAUGGUUUCGACUGGGAGUGAAGGACUGGCUCUCUCUGAUACCACCCACAGCAGUUCUUGCUGGCAUUGGUUACAUGUCCUACGUAGCUUUCUGCCCAAAAGCUCGUAAAUCGAACCAGGUGAAUCGUACAAUAAACAAAAAUAAUCCUAAAGUUGUUGAUAUGGUAGAUGUUGAAGAUAUUACUGAAAAAACUGUGUUCUGCCGCUGUUGGAAAAGUCAAAACUGGCCGUACUGUGAUGGUGCUCAUGGAAAACACAAUCAAUGUACUGGUGACAAUGUGGGCCCGCUUGUUAUUACUAAGAAAUAAAUAAAUAAAUGUACAUGAAAAUCCAUUGAAGUCGUUACCUACAUUUUAUAGUCUAUUGGAGUGACUGGAAUAAGUUUAGGUUAAGAAAAAAUAUAAUUGGAUUGUACAACGUCCAACUUGAUUGGAUAAUUUUUUUAUUCUUUAAUGCUUAUUUAGCAUUCGAUGCAGUAUUCAUUAUUAAUCAUUGAAAAACGUUGAAUAAAUAAUUCUAAAAAAUUGUA